Molecule: messenger RNA, 1674 nt
Organism: Rhagoletis zephyria (snowberry fruit fly)
Lineage: Eukaryota; Metazoa; Arthropoda; Insecta; Diptera; Tephritidae
Product: dual specificity mitogen-activated protein kinase kinase 3-like
Biological process (GO): protein phosphorylation; stress-activated MAPK cascade
Molecular function (GO): MAP kinase kinase activity; ATP binding
Source: RefSeq, a predicted model, not a curated record
AAAAAAAAAAAAUUUGCAAGAUUUUUACAAGCUUUUUAUUUGAUAGGGAUCGAGAAUCGCUGAAAAAAUUAGAGGAUUAAGCUACGAAAAAUUAAUCAUUUUAUAUAUUCGGCAUGUUUUAAAUGAAAGGCUUGUGUGAAAGUUAAUUAUAUCCAGAGCGGAAUGUUUUAGAAAAUAUAACCAAAUUAGGAGAAAAGUGACAAUUGGAGUAAGUUUUCGCGAGCCCACACGAAACGAGUAGAAAGCCAGGCAAAGAAUAGAAAAAAAGGUAAACGUGAACGGAGCCGCGAAAAUUCCAAAUUUGGGAAAAUCUCGAAAAGCGGUUUAGGCAACUGAUCUGAAGAAGCGCCAGAAUAGAAGAUUCGAAAUAAAAUUGUCGGUCAAGGUUUAACGCCGGCACCCCUUGUUGGUAUUAGGUCGCAAACGAGAGGUAGUUAAUUGUAGGUCCUUGACUUCUUAUCACCGCUGCAAUACAUACACACAAAGACACAUCCCAGAAUGGCCGGCAAAUCCAGACCGAAUUUGAAGUUCACGCUUCAUAAGGAACCCGAGCCGGAAAUUGUGCCACCACGGAAUUUAGACUCGAGUACCACAAUUAAAAUUGGUGAUCGAACCUUCGAAAUUAAUGCUGACAGCUUAGAGAAAAUCGCAGAUUUGGGUCGUGGUGCAUAUGGCGUUGUAGAAAAAAUGCGACACGAACAGACUGGCACGGUUAUGGCUGUAAAACGUAUCACAGCAACUGUAAAUCGAAAAGAACAAAAACGCUUACUAAUGGAUUUAGAUAUUUCCAUGCGUUCGAGCGAUUGUCCCUACACAGUGCAUUUUUAUGGAGCACUCUUUCGAGAAGGUGACGUUUGGAUAUGUAUGGAAGUAAUGGAUACGAGCUUAGACAAAUUCUAUCCGAAGGUGUUCAAAAACAAUUUAACUAUGGAGGAAAGCGUUUUGGGAAAAAUUGCCAUGUCAGUCGUGAAUGCACUACACUACCUGCACGCACAACUUAAAGUUAUUCAUCGCGAUGUGAAGCCGUCAAAUAUUUUGAUCAAUCGCAGUGGUGAAGUGAAGAUGUGCGAUUUUGGUAUCUCUGGUUACUUGGUUGAUUCUGUUGCUAAAACGAUCGAUGCUGGCUGCAAACCAUACAUGGCACCCGAGCGAAUUGAUCCAACAGGCAAUCCUGCUCAAUAUGACAUACGUUCUGAUGUCUGGUCGCUGGGUAUCAGUAUGAUUGAAAUGGCAACUGGCCGGUUCCCUUAUAACUCCUGGAAAACGCCUUUUGAGCAGUUAAAACAGGUCGUGAAUGAGAGUCCACCACGUCUUGAACCUGGCAAAUUUUCACCCGAGUUCGAAGACUUCAUAAUUAAGUGUUUGCAGAAAAACUAUACAGCGCGUCCCAAUUAUGAACAACUGCUUAAACACGACUUUAUUGUUGAGCACAUAGAGCGUGAUACAGAUAUUUCGGAAUUUGUGUCGAGAAUAUUGGAUUUGCCGGAAUAAUCUGUUCAUGCGCGAGCAGUAUAUUUUCACUAAAGCUUCAAUGCAUCUAAAUUGUAAACUAAAAUAGUGGUUAAGUAAACGAUUAAACAAAAGCGAUUAAAUUUCCUUGAGGCCUUCACAGAAAUUUAUCGCAGUGAAUUGAUAACAAAAAAAAAUAAAAUAAAAAUAUGAAAAUAAAAUAAA